UUUGUUCUUAAUGGCCACAAGCAUGCCUCAGCCUCCGAACAUUUCGUCAUAAUUGCGUUUAAAAUCUAUUUUCGGAUUUUCGGCAGUGUUUACCUUUUAAAUUUUAAUGAAAAGGAAAAAUUGAUUCCAUAUGUGAUUGCUCAUUGCUAUUUAAAAAUGCCUUCUGUUCUGCUGGAUCGAUUACCUCUUCCUAGUUUGCAAACCUACACAACGAUUAGUAUUCUGUGUUUUUCUUGUUCUAUCUACUAUGCAUUAAAAGUAACAUCUGAUCCAGGUUGGACUCUUAAUGUGACAGAUGCCAGUGCAAUUCCAUUCGAGUCAGAACAAGAUGGUGAAAUUGAGCCACUAGAUAGCAUAAGAGUAUUGCUGCAUAAUUUGCUUAUUAAUAAUUUAACCAAAAGACUGUAUGAUGUUGUCCUAGUUUUGAUUGAAGAGCCUCUUUGUGUUUGGUCUCUUAUAAAUAUGGUGUACUGUGUUAUGAUUUUGAUUGGGAAAGGUAUCCAGAAAUUUGUUUUUGGUGAUCUUAGAGUCAUUGAACAACAACAUAUGAAGGACAAAUUUUGGAAUUUUGUCUUCUACAAAUUUAUUUUCAUCUUUGGAGUUCUGAAUGUUCAAUAUAUGGAUGAAGUGAUACUUUGGUGCGGGUGGUUUUCUUUUGUUGGUGCUUUCCACUUGCUCUCUCAGUUGUGUAAAGAUCGAUUUGAAUACCUAUCUUUUUCACCUACCACCCCAAAAUGGACACAUUUGCGUUUAUUUUCCUUAAUUUUCUUCAUUCUUGGUGUAUCAGUUGGCUUGUGCACUAUUGUUGGACUUUAUGCAAGUUUGAACAUCUUUUUCUUCAUGGCUGCUGAGUGGACUCUUGUUAUUUUAAGAACUCUUUAUGUUCUUGUAAGGUAUGUUAUUCAUUUGUAUGACGUAACUCAUGAGGGUAUUUGGGAGAGAAGAGGAAUCUACACUUACUACUCAGAACUCGUAUUUGAAUUGUCAAGUCUUGUUGUUGAUUUCUUGCAUCAUUUGCAUAUGUUGCUAUGGCGAAACAUUUUCCUUUCUGUUGCAAGCCUAGUCAUUUGCAUGCAACUUCGUUGCUUCUUCAAUGAAAUACAAUUGAAAUACAUUAGGCAUAAAAAUUAUUUACGUGUGUCAAGGCAUAUGGAGAGCAAUUAUCCUCUUGCUACUAAAGAAGAAAUAGAAACUAAUAAUGACGAUUGCGCCAUCUGUUGGGAUCGUAUGGAUACUGCAAGAAAAUUACCUUGUGGCCAUAUGUUUCAUUCAUCUUGUUUGCACUCAUGGUUAGAACAAGUUACGAAUUGCCCAACCUGCCGUACACCUCUUGUGCAAAAAGAAAACAGUAAUAACUCAAGGUCAGAUUUAAACAGAAACAUUCUGGGUCAAGAGGAUCAGCAACGUCAAGCAAAUCCAACUACUAAUCAUUUCUUCCACUUUGAUGGUUCUCGUUAUGUAAGUUGGUUUCCAAGUUUUUCUGUUGAAGUUAGUCACACAAGUUUAUUAGGAGAUAGACCACAAAUAAUUCCUAUUCAGACAUCACAGCUUGAUAGUAUGGUACAUCAAGUCCUUCAAUUAUUUCCUCACAUGCCAUAUAAUCUAGUAUUAGAAGAUUUAUUAACAACCAGAUCUGUUGAAUUUACUGUUGAAAAUAUCUUGGAGGAAAGAUUAACAGCUCCAACUACAACAAUGUUCCCUCCCACUCCUCCUGCACAUUCUCCAACUUCUAAUAGGACUUCUCCUUUUAGUAUGCUUUUGAGAAGGAGGAGUAGUAUAAACAGUCAGAUUCUUCAUUCUCUUAAUCUUGGACAGGAAAUGUAUUCACCAUCAACUUCCAGGUCUCCCACAGAGACUGAUAGUGCUGCCAGUUCAACUGCUGUUGCAGAUACUACUUCCCAAGUAGCUGAGGAAGUCUCUUUUUCAGCUAGUGGAGAGGGCUCUCGAUUUUCGAAAAAUUCAUCGGAGCGACAGCAUAUGCUAAGUUGUAGAAAAAAUGAUCUCAUACAAAAAGCUAGAAGCAAAUACAUGAACCGUUUUCCUAUUGAACAUCCUAUUUAUAGGAGAAGACACGAAGAAUCCUCUAGUUCUUCAGAUUAGAAGCCAUACAGAACAAAUAUUCUUUUAAAAAUGUUUUCCUUAAAAUAAGCACUGCUUUGCUGAGAAAAGAAAUUCUCAGUAAACAUAAAUGUAUAUUCAGCAAAAAUUGCUGGAACUUUAAGUAUUUCCUUCAUGUGGAAAGUUGAUAAGAUAUGCUAUUUGUUAAUUAAAAGAGAAAUAUUAAAGUCAAUUUUAUAUGUAAAUGUUAGUGUAGUAUACUCACUAUUUUUAUGGAUUUAGGCAUUAAAGAAAGUAAGACCUUCUUCGUAUGGGGCAAAAUUAGGAAAUUUUGCUAUUAGCCAGUUGUAACAUUUUUAACAGUGGCCACUUUUUAAAGCAUGUGGCCAUUCUAUUGAAAAUUUAAAAUUUUAAACAAUUAAAAAAAAAUUGUUGCAUGUUGUAAUAUUAAUGUUAUGCUUUCUCAAAAUAUGGUAAACAUAACAAGUUUCAAUUCCAAAAUGGAAAAACAAGAGAGAACUAAAAUAAGACUCGGAAUAUUAUAAAAUAUUGAUAAUAUUUCCAUAUUUAUAACAAUAAUAAAAUGGGGUGCAUUUUCAAUGAAUAAGUCGCCAAUUGGUUCAUUUAGUUGCCUCCUGGCUGGUAGCAACCAUUAAUUUUGCCCUAUCCUUCUUGGGAAUAUUUUUUUCAACUAUAGAGAAAGGUAAUUUUAUCACUAGUAUGUUUAUUUUAAUAUUCUAAAUAUUGUAUUUUUAAAAAUUGAAACUGUUUAUAUUCAAUAAAAGUCAAAUAUGUACAGUACCAUGCAUCUCAGUGUGUAAGUCAACCUUUUGUUUUUGAUGAGAAGAUAGAAAAUUUCUGGUAUGUCAGGAAUAUAAAUUGUCCACUGUUGGUAUGUUGAUUAUUUUUCCUAUAAUUGUUAAAUGAAACUAGACACGUGGCAAAAUGUGGUUUCAAAUGUUAUUGUAAAAUAUGUUAAAAAAUGUGGAAAUUCGAAUAUACUUUGGAUGCGGGUAAAAAAAGUUUUUUUUUUUUAAACUUCUGCUGAUGCCGAUGAAGUAGAAUCCAUUAUAAGGUGAUAUCCGCAUGACAAACUGCUGAGGUUAUUGAAUCUGAUUCAAAUGAUGUUUUGGAAUUUUUAAAUUUGUAUGUUAAUGGUAUGUUUUAAAAGUUUUCUAUGUGUUAUAUACUUUGAUAUAUUUUUGAAUUAAUUAACUUAACUUUUCCUAUUUUUAAUUUUUUCUGAAUGUAUUUUGAAGUGUUGUUUCUAAAGAAAACCUUUAUAUGUAAGGCAAAUAUGCUGAAAUGAAAUGCAAAAUUUAAGACACAAUUUGUAAAGGUAAAUUGAUAAAUAGCUAUUCAUAUCUAUAUUAUUGUAUGUAAUGCGAUGAUUAUCAAACUGAAGUUCGGCCGUAAAAUUUUGGAGGUUUAAAAAAUUGACUUAUAUGCUUCUGUAUAUAGUAGUUGAAAUUUUUUUUUUGUUCCAAUGCCCACCUUGGGAAUGAUUGUUCUUCAUACAGGCAUCUGAAGGCCAGAUUUGUAGGCCACUCUUACAUGGACACCAUAUUAGGUGGGCCAACGUUGCUCCCACAUUAGGGACAGAUAGUACAGAAAAGGAAAGAACAUUCAUGCCUUGUCUGGGAUUCAAACCCAAAACCUUUUUGAUGCAAGGCCAGUUGCCUGACCCCUACACAGGCUGGUCAGCAUAUUUUUUGAAAUAUUCUUGAAUUAAUUAUCUUAACUUUUCUUAUUCUCAAUUUUUUUCUGAAUGUAUUUGAAAGUAUUGUUUCUGAAGCCUCUAUGCCACUGUAUAUAGUAUUUAAAAAUAUAAUAUUAGUCAGCAUUUUAUAAAUAAUAUACUUUUAGUAUGCUAAAAAAAAGUUUUCCCAUAAAAAAUCUCAGGAAAUUAAUAUGAAUUUAUGUGAAUAUGUGUGAAAAAUCAAAUGAAGUAGUGUGUUUCAUGAAAUUUGAAUUAUGUAUUAUAUGAAGAUAAAUAAAUUAGGGAAUUUCUUAAAUUUUUUUAAAAAUUAUCACUUUUUACAUAAAUUUUCUUUUUAAAAUCAAAUUGUAAUCAAAAGAAUGAGAUAGUAACUAGUUUAAUAUAAGAUUUACGGUGUAUAUACCAAUAAGCAAAAUUUUAAUAUUUAUGAAUUUGUAGAAUUUUGUAUGUGCUUACAAAAAGAUGUAAGCAAAUGUUGAUAUUAAUUUCGAUUUAAAAUGUUCUUUAAAAAAAUAUCUAAACACUUAAAAUAAAAUUUGGCUUUUAUUGAAUAAUAUAAAUGUGUACUUUCAUAAAUACAAUAUUUAAAAUAUUAAUUCAUAUUUUUUAGUAAAAGAAUAAUUUUCUUGUGGUAAAAAAUAACCAAUUUUUAUCUCUCAAAAGCAGCUUACUUCGCGAAAAUGUCUUACUUCCAAGAGUCUUAUUAUCUUCCUUUGAUGUUAUAAUUGAAUUAAACUGUUACGUAAAUACCAUAACAGGAGAUCCGUUUUCUUCCCAUUGGUGUGUUUGUGUUUUAAGUUAGUUUGGAUUAACAUUAAUCUUUUGUCUUUCAUUUUCAUACAUACUGCACAUAUUUUUAUCAUAUUUGGACUAAUUGAAUUUUAAAAUAAAAUUUAUUCAUCUUA
Molecule: messenger RNA, 4683 nt
Organism: Parasteatoda tepidariorum (common house spider)
Lineage: Eukaryota; Metazoa; Arthropoda; Arachnida; Araneae; Theridiidae
Product: E3 ubiquitin-protein ligase AMFR
Biological process (GO): protein K48-linked ubiquitination; ubiquitin-dependent protein catabolic process; endoplasmic reticulum unfolded protein response
Cellular component (GO): endoplasmic reticulum; cytosol; ubiquitin ligase complex
Molecular function (GO): ubiquitin protein ligase activity; ubiquitin binding
Source: RefSeq, a predicted model, not a curated record